UCAGAAGCUAGGAAGAGUCAAAGAAGCAUUCUUCUCUGGGUCCUUCAGAGGAAGUGUGGCCCUAUGACACCUUGAUUUUAGAUUUCUAUCAUCCAGAACCGUGAGAGCUAUGAGAGAACUGUGAGAGCAGUGUCUGUUGUUUUACGCCACCCAAUUUGUGGCAAUUUGUUACGGCAGCCAAAGGAAAUGAAGAAAGAUACCUGUGUAAAGUUUCUGCACCUAACUGGAACAUGCUGGUAUUCGUCUUUCCCUCCCCUUCUUCUACACCUAACGUUGCACCAGCUUCCCCAGAGACACAAAGGGUAUCUGUAUGCAGAGAAGCAAGGCUGAAAGCAAAAGCAAAACUUUUCCGUAGGCUGGGCUUCAGUCAUUUCCUCAGAAGACAGUUCUGGUUUGGAUGACUCUCAUGUUCAAGGAACCCUGAGCUGGCUGAUGGAGAAGACGUGUUUUCUUCUCUUGUUUAAUAUACUUAUUCUCACUAUCUGACAACUUUUUACUAUCCAUCUUUGAAGGUCUUUCUGCCAACUAGAAAGAAUCCUGGCUUGGAGCUGCUAUUGUUGCAGUGGUAUAGGCAGCAGCCUAGGUGUUUUGUUUUUGUUUUUUUUAAAUCUUUGUUUUGUUUUGACUGUUGAAUUGGCUUUUAUGAGGGAAGCUGAGGAAAAGAGAAAAUUUUUUGUUUUCUUUUGCAUCUUUGACUGAGGAGCAGUGCCAAGACCUGACGUGAGUACCGAGUGCAUUGAGAUUUUCUGGUCCAUUGAGCUGCUGCUGUAGAAAACGAUGAGACUGUCCCAGAGCGAUCCGGCACAGAAUAUGAUCCUCCUCCUGCUAAUUUUGAGCCUGGACUCGCAGCUUCGUCAGACAGCAGCUUUAUUCACAGUGACAGUCCCUAAGGAACUGUACGUGGUAGACUACAGCAGCAAUGUGACCCUGGAGUGUGAUUUUGACACUGGAGAUGGUGUGGAGUUUGGACACGUAAAAGCCAGUUUGCAAAAGGUGGAAGACGAUAUAUCCUUGCACAAUGUCACUUUGCUGAAGGAGAAGCCGCCCCUGGGGAAGGCCUUAUUCCACUUCCCACGAAUCCAAGUGAGGGAUGCAGGGCAGUACCGUUGCGUGAUCGUUCAUAGGGGCGCCUGGGACUACAAGUACCUGACACUGAAAGUCAAAGCUUCCUACAAGAAAAUAAACACUAGCAUCCUUCAGUUCCCAGAGACAGACGAGGUAGAGCUCACCUGCCAGGCUGAAGGUUAUCCCCUGGCAGAAGUGUCCUGGCCAAACAUCAAUAUUUCUGCCAACACAAGCCACAUAAAGACCUCUGAGGGCCUGUACCAGGUCACUAGUGUUCUGCGCCUCAAGCCACACCCUGGCAGCAACUUCAGCUGUGAGUUCUGGAAUGCUGAUGUGAAGGAACUUACUUCAGCCAUCAUUGACCCUCAAGGUGAGAUGGAACCCAAGAUCUCUCCAACUUCGCUGCUUCAUAUUCUCAUCCCUUUAUUCAUCAUGGCUUUAGUGUUCACAGCUACAAUGAUAGUCCUAAGAAAACAACUCUGCCAAAAGCUUUAUUCUAAAAAAGACACAACAAAAAAAGAUCACCACAAUCAGGCGGGAAGUGAACACAGCUAUUUGAACCUGUAGUCUCAGGAGCUGGGGUGAUCUGACGGGACAUGAGCAAGAAGCUUCUGGACUCUGCAAAAGAAUCCCUUGGCCUGCAGAGCUUGUUUGUACCUUCCAAAUGCCUUUGUACGAGUCAGCACUUUAAUAUGAAGACUACAAAAAGACUAGGCAGCACUGGCCACGGUGCCGAGAGAAGCCAGUUAGCCAACACUUCAUGGAUCUGGGCCCUCACCUCUGCAGCCUGUGGCUGCGAGCAAGCACCACUGCACUUUAGAAAAUGACCAUGUUGCACCCCCGGGAGUGUCCCGCGGCUCCUUCUUGGUUCCAGACUGAAGAUAGAGGAAAUUAUCCCCUCUAAAUUUCCAAAGGAAUUUUCAGAAGCAGAGAUGAUUGGAAUUUUCCAGUUAUGGAAAUGGAUAGAUUGUCAAUAGAGUUAUUUUUAAUCUGUAGUUUCCUCUGGAUACUGGAGAAGUUGAGACUGUCAGAUCACAGACUGGGCUUUAUACAAAGGGAAGCCAUAAUUGACAUGUUUUAUGGCUUCCUGGAAUCUUGAAAGCAUUUGAGUUUUUCUAAUGAACAGAAAGCAUUUAAGGAUACACAGGAGCUAACUACAAAUUGUGGAGAAAAACCACUGAGUAUUUUAUGUCUGCUCCUGGAGGACAGGGAGAUCGUGGGAUUUUGUCAUUCCUGCAGCAUCUUGUAUGUGAUAGAUACCUCAUGCAUGACUGGAUCUAAGACUCCUUGUAAUAUUGAGGAGGGUGGCUACAAUUGACAUUCUUACUUUUUAUGGGCUGAAAAGUAUAUAAAUGGCCAUCUUUAAAACAAAAGAUCUAGAUGAGUUCUAAUUCUUUAAAAAAAAAAAAGUAUCUUUUACAAAGGGAGCAAAAAGAGCAUUCAGGAGAGUGUGAAGCAUUGAGAAAGGCCAAAAAACAAAAAUCAUCUAUGAUAUCAUCCAAGCUCAAAUAUUUUCAUUUUUGCAGCUAACAUUUACUCUUCAUCUAGACAUGCACGUAAUUUCAGCUGUAGUAAUAUGUAAUUUUCUAUCCUUUUUUCAAAUUUGUCAUACCAUAAGCUCACACCUACGUAUGUUGCUGACUGGUCUUCCUAAUUAUCGUCUUUAAUGGCUGCAUGGGUCACAGACGAGAUGGGAUUGGGUCCAAACUCUACUUAUCACCUGACCACUAUACAGUAGUCCAUACUUAUCUGUGGGGGAUAUAUACCAAGACCUCCAGUAGAUACCUGAAACCACAGAUAGUAUCGAUAUGUACUGUACUAUAUUUUUUUCCUAUACAUAUUCACCUAUGAUACAGUUUAAUUUAUAAAGUAGACACAGUAAGAGAUUAGCAACAAUAACUAAUAAUAAAAUAGCACAAUUAUAAAAAUAUACUAUAAUAAAAUUCAUAUGAAUGUGGUCUCUCUCUCUCAAAAUAUCUUAUUGUUCUCUACUGACCUUUUAACUUAAAGGAAGCACUUUACAUCUUCUGCUUGGCAUAUCCUGAUUUCCAGCAUCAUUACUCUUAUGCUUUGGGGCAAUGAUUAAUAAAGGUCACUUGAAUAAAGCACUGCGAUACCAUGACAGUUGAUCUGAUAACUGAGAUGGCUACUAAGUGACUACUGGGCAGGGAGCAUAUAUAACAUGGGUACACUGGACAAAGGGAUGGAUAUGUUCUGGACGGGGCAAAGAGGGUUGGUGUGAGAUUUUAUUACGAUACUCAAAAAGACUUACAAUUUAAAACUUAUGAAGUGUUUAUUUCUGUAAUUUUCCAUUUAAUAUUUUCGUUCCAUGGUUGGUUGUGGGUAACUAAAACCAGAGAAAGCAAAACCACAGAUAAGAGGGGACAACUAUAAGCCCUUAUUUUGACCAAUGGACCUCAGUAGCGUUUGGAGGUCCUAAGGAUUAAUGUAAUUUCAGAGUAGUGUUUAGGAAUCCCUGAAAAGUCUGGGUAUUUCCAUCUCUCCCAAUGCACAGACACCUUAGUAAAUUACUUCAAGUCCCUUUGGGGAUGACUUGGAGGGAGAUCUACAGUAAGUUAUUUGUGGCAUUGUUGCAGGGUCCUUUCUAAGGGGUCCCAUCUUCGUCUUCAAUCUGGAGCUUCAGAUCUGUGAACUGAUAAGGUCUGGGAAUUGAAGAAGCUGUGAGGAGGAGGAGGGUGGUAGAUGAGGGUAAACAGGGUCAAAUACAUGGUAAUGGAAGGAGAACUGACAGGGUGGUGAACACACAAUGUGAUAUAUAGAUGACUGUGGGGACAGAGUCCCAGAGAGUAGUUUCCAGGCUCUCAACCUCACAUGGAAAGGUGCUGGCUCAGGUAGUAGAUGUUCAUCAGCCGUGACUAGUUAGCCAUAGGCUGUUACCAGUUAGCCAUUAGCCACUGGUAUAACUGCCAUGGCUAAGCUGGCAAGGCGUGGUGUGGUGUGGCAUGGCGGAGUGUGGAUUGUGGAUUGCAGAGAGGCAAAUUGCAGUUAGCAAGUGAGAUUGGUUGGCAAAGACAAGUGGAUGGCAUGUUGAAGAUCGUGGGGCUCUUGCUUCCUGUAUCUCCUCAGCGAGACUAUA
Rhinolophus ferrumequinum (greater horseshoe bat) is the source of this 4162-nucleotide messenger RNA. RefSeq names its product programmed cell death 1 ligand 2 (gene PDCD1LG2). Lineage: Eukaryota; Metazoa; Chordata; Mammalia; Chiroptera; Rhinolophidae. Gene Ontology annotation, biological process: immune response; T cell costimulation; negative regulation of T cell proliferation. Gene Ontology annotation, cellular component: external side of plasma membrane. The record is from RefSeq and is a predicted model, not a curated record. The coding region runs from base 778 to 1632 and encodes 284 amino acids. The transcript is spliced from 7 exons.